This is a messenger RNA of Agrilus planipennis (emerald ash borer), 4622 nucleotides long. It is a transcript of the gene Cep164, whose product is annotated as trichohyalin. The record is from RefSeq and is a predicted model, not a curated record. The transcript has 7 exons. Gene Ontology annotation, molecular function: protein binding. Bases 760 to 3954 code for a protein of 1064 amino acids. NCBI's taxonomy places the organism in Eukaryota, Metazoa, Arthropoda, Insecta, Coleoptera, Buprestidae.
UUUUUAACGAUGUCUAAAUUUGAAAAAGACUUUGAGAGUGUAGAGAUACCAUUCCAAAGACAUUUUUUUUUUAAUAAAUUUGAGUUACUUUAUAUUUUUUGUGUUGGGAAACUGCUUCUUAGCAUCUGCUUUAAAUUUUAAAUACUUAAUAUAAACAAAAUUAUUUUCAGUUAUCAAUUUCGAGGGAAAAAUUGCAUUACUAGUAAAUAGUGGAGAUAAAUAAGUAACCAUAAUUUCUUCUUUUUUUUUUGGGGAAAACCCCCGGGUCAAUAUUUUAUUUUUAUUAUGAGGAAUAUUAAAGUGAACGUAAAAUGUUUUUCGCUUGUUCCGUUGAUUAAGUUUAGCCCUCAUACUUCCGUCACGUUAUACGGGUUCAAUGUCACCCUAACUAGCGCACCCGUCCAUAUCGAUUGCUUCCUCAGUAGUUAUUACUGCCUGCCUCAUAAAAUGACUCAACCAAAAAGCUCACAAAGUUCCUUUUUGUUUAUUUGGUACUUUAAUUUUCUCGAAAUCAUUUAAUUCUAUUGCAGUAAUUCGGUGAAAAGUGUAUUUAAAAUUCCCGACGCAGUUUCCUUUUCGAAAUUUUUGAUUGCGUAGGUGGAAGCACUACCUCACCGUUUAUUUAUUUUCAUCGUUCGUAUCAACCCCAUUCCCGUUCAUAGCCGGCGGCUUUGUUGUCAACAUAGUGACAAAUGGGUGACAUGUCGAACAUUUUUUUUGAAAAUGUUUGAAUAGUGUUAUCAGUGUCCAAACGCGGCGAUGACCAAUGCAGGCCAAUCGGUCGCGUGUGAAGAAGUUUUUGAUGAGAUUAGUCAGCCUUCAGUAGACGAAAUAAAGGAUUAUGCGUCAAAAAUCGGUAUUGACCCAGAUUCAGAACCGCAGCUACUACCCCUGGCUGUCGAGGGGUUGAUGAAACCUCUUCCACCAGGAUGGAAACCAUUCUACGACGAAACGAGAAAAUGUUAUUAUUAUUUUAACAAAGAAACCAAUAAAACACAAUGGGAGCAUCCACUGGACGAGGUUUACCGAGAUCUGGUGGUAAAAGUUCGCGCAGAAAGUCAAUCUUUGAGUAUGGGUGAACCCACCGAAGAUGCUACAUACACCCGCGAAGAUUUGCCGAGUUAUGAAGAGCCUCCGCCUCCGCUUCAGCUAUCCAUACACAAGAAGAACAUCAAACUUUCUCCAUUAAGAUCGAAACCAAAAUUGGGAGAAAUAGGAGCGAGAUUCUCCGACGCUGGCAUCAAGAUCCUUCCCAAGCACGACACAAAACUUUUCCGACAAAAGUCAGAAGAAAGACCCGCCAGAAAAAUUGGGUUGACUCUGUUUGAUAGCUUCGAUGAGAAACCGCUAUUAAUGAAAAAAGAACUUGAGAAAGCCGAACUAACUCUCACUGGAGGAGGAACCAUGUUCCUUAAAUCGAACACGAAAAAGCCUGAAACAACACCAAGCCCGUUAGGCGAUAAAAUAAUCAACCAAUUUAACAACGAAAUCAAUAACGAUAAAAAAAUAUUCAAAGACUUUGAGGAUGACAAAAGAAUUUCUAAACCGAGUAAUUUAGAAAACGAUUCAUUUUUGAAUUUGGACGGAGAAACAUUCGAAAAAAACCCUAAAAUGAAAGUCAUACUAACUCCAAAAGUUAUACAUGUAGAAAAAAACGACACCACGAAGGUGGCAUCGUCAAAUAAUAAAGUAAGAAAAUCAGAACUCAACGACGCGACCAAAAUCAACAAUAAGGCAAACUUAAAAGUUAUAAAACCCGACCCAUUGGAUUUUCUUAAACCAGAACUCACAGCAAAGAAUGAGCCACCAAUAAUUUCUCCAUUAUCACCAGAAUCAGAGGAAGACAAAGAAAAGGCAGAAUCGUCUAGCUCCACUGAAGGACAUCUUCAUUUAGACGAGAAUUUGGAGAUGCGCAUUGUCGAAGAUGCAGCCAAAGCAGAACGAAUAUUCAAAGAAGAAAGCUACAAAAAGAAGGAGGAGAUAAAACGACUCAUUGAUCUUGACAGAGAAGCGGAAAUAAAAAAGUAUCGCGAGGAAUUACUACAAAGUCAGAAAUCUGAAAUGGAAAAAAUACUUGUUGAAGAGAAAAGAAAAUAUGAAGACAGAAUACGCAACGAAUUAGAAACACUGAGAAAAGAAAUGGAGCAUAGGAGUAAUGGAACGCUUAAAGAGGAAAAGACAAAACUGGAAACUAAACUGGAACAACAGAAGAGACAACUACAAGAACAUUUUAAAAAUGAAGAACAAAAGUUGGAACAAUCGUAUUUGGAAAAAUUCGAGAAAUCUAAACAACACUUUGAAGAGGAUUACAAACUGAAGCUAAUAGAUUUGGAAAAGGAACUUGAAAGAAAGUUAGAGGAAACUAAAGAUAAUCUCCUAGCAAGCCAGAGCGCUAUUUUGGAUCAAAUUCGCCAGAAACAUUCCAAUCAAGUCGAUAAACUUCAGAAAGAAUGUCAAACCAAGAAAGAGGAAGAGCAAAGGAACACAAAUUUCUCUUCGAAGGAAACCACCAAAGAUAGCGAUGACGAAAAGUACGAAAAGAUUAUUUACGAAAAACGUUUAUUGGAAGAGAAGUACAGGUGUUUGAAAGAAAAAUACCUGAAAUUAAAAACAGACGUAAAACUAUCUAUUGAAAAACGUAACAAAAGAAGAGAACAAAGCUUAACCACCACUACCGGUUCAGAAACAGAAAAAAGUCCUUCAGUGAGAAAGUCAUCGAAUUCCCCAUCUUUCAGCCGAAAAAACUCUCCUAAACACCUUCGUCUUACUGCACAUGAUAUUGACAAAAAAUCGAAAUUCGACCACAAAACUCGACAUAUUCUAAUACAAGAUUUGGACACUUCAACAAGCGACAAGAGCUUGAAAAGCGACAAACACUGUAUCAAAUCUGACCAAAAAGACUAUGAUUCGUCCGACGUAGAAGUCCAACCCGGUAGAAGCCGUCGAAAGUUAUUUUCGAGAUUGAAAAGUUCAUCCCUGUCUCGAGUAAAUGGAAAUUCAAAGAGUAAAGACAGCAGAUCGUGUUCUCCAGUAGAAAAUUUGAGGAAGCAACUGCAAAAAUUGGAAGAUCUCGAAGAUCAGUUUCCACAAAAUUCCCAAGGUGACACAUACCACUUACGGUACCCGUUUUCCGAUGGGCAAAAGUUUGAAGGUAGCUCAGAGUUAGAAUUUUUCAGACACAGAAUACAUCUAGAACGGGAUUCGAUCCGAAGGGCUAAAGAAAGUCUUCGUAAGCAAAAAACGCAAUUCAAGCAGAAACAAAACGAGAUGAAACUGAAGCAUGGAGCCAACGCUAGGCAAACUCUUCAGCAACUUUGUCAAGAAGAGAAGGAAUUGACCGAUAUGGAGGUGUCUUUACACCGAACCAGAAGCUUAUUGGGAGAAAAAGUGAUACGCCUAAGACAUUUAGAACAGUCGUUACACAGAGCGUCUGUACCAUCAUCAAACAAUCAGCAAAAGCUAGAUGAUGCCACUCUGAGCGAUUUGUCGUCUCACAGUGCCAGUUCUGGAAUUAGCUCAACAGAAUUUGUGGCAGGUGAAUCGCCUUCGCAGGCCAAAAAUUCACAAUUUAAGGAAUCAUCCGAAAUUAUUCAGAGCCUUGAAAACUUAAAUUCGGAAAUACGAGAAAUUUGGGAAGUGCUGAAUAAGCAGCAGCAUAUUAGCAGCAUUGCCACAGUUAUGACCCCACUUCCCCUCGUUUACCCCGAUUUAGGAUGGCCUAUUUUAUCAGGAACAGCUGGCCCUGUGCCCCCUUCUAUCCCAACCCUAGCCGAUCGCCUGCAGAACUACAGGCAGCAUAUAGCUCUCGCCAAUGCCCAAAGCACCAUGGUCACCCAUGAUACCCAAGGCGCCACCACUACUUUGGUAGAGAAAACAAGAAACCUUAGGCAGUGGCUAAGACAAAAUAGUCUCGACCCGUCCCUGGAAGCCGGUUCCCAUCAAACUACUUUGUAAAUAGUUUUACUUGAUAUAAUAGUAGAUGUUACAUAUGCUUAAAAAAACUACCCCCCCCCUCACUCUAAUAGUCCAUUCAUCGGUAAGUAAAUACAAAUACCUACCUUAUAUAAUAUUAAUGAUUUGUUUGUUAUCUCUUAAUAUUUUAUACUUUUAUCUUUUCAAAUAUCUAUCGAGGUUAAGAAAAAGAUAAAAUAAAAAAGCCUAACGUCAAAAGAUUGUGUUAACAUUUUUGUGCCGUCUGUCGUUCUAACGUUCAGUCAAGUACAAAAUGUGUGCCAAAGAACAAAACAUUUUUACUUGACUCUAUGCUCACCAAUAUCAGUGAACUUAAUUAUUUAUUUUUUGCAAAUAAUUGUGAAAAAUUAAACCGAUAAAAUACUCCAUUUAGAAGCUUACCUAUUUAGAUAGCUAGUUUCAUAAAAAUUGUUACUUGUUAAUAAUCACUACCUACUUUAAAUCCAAAAAUGUUUUUGUAGCCUUAAAAAAUCCCUUUUAUAAAACUCAAUCUUACGUAGAGUAAAUGUUAAUUACUAAAAUAUCCUUAGAAAAAUUUCGCUGCCAAAGCUUCUACAAAAAUACUUUAAAAUACAAUUAAUUUAGACAAAACGUAUUAAUUCGUACAAAAAGCUCAGUAUUUGUUUUUUCAUGCUCAUUUACUGUUUAAA